Saccoglossus kowalevskii is the source of this 1818-nucleotide messenger RNA. RefSeq names its product kelch repeat and BTB domain-containing protein 8-like. Gene Ontology annotation, molecular function: protein binding. The record is from RefSeq and is a predicted model, not a curated record. NCBI's taxonomy places the organism in Eukaryota, Metazoa, Hemichordata, Enteropneusta, Harrimaniidae.
AUGACGGACUCGUCACGGCCAGCACACACCAUAGACUGUCAACAUUCACAGAAAAUUCUCCAUGAGUUGAAAUCUUUCUACGAGACUGGUAUCCUCACCGAUGUUACGCUUGUAGCCGGAGAACGUUCCUUUGCGUGUCACCGUAAUGUUCUUGCAGCUUGCAGUCCUUACUUCCGUGCCAUGUUUACCGGCAGUCUUCGUGAAGCCAACAUGGAAAGGAUUACAAUAAAGGGUGUGGAACCGCAGUCACUGCAGUACGUGUUAAACUAUGUGUAUUGCUCUGAAGUAACACUAGACGCCGAGACAAUACAAGGGUUGGUGCAAGCGGCCCACAUGUUUCAGAUUGAACCACUUAUUAAUCACUGUGCCGACUAUUUAGAGAGACACAUUGACGCACACAAUUGUGUCGGUGUGUACAAUUUAGCUGUGCUUAUCACGCACAAGCAGCUCGAGACUUCGGCGUGGGAGUAUUUUAACCUACACUUUGUGAAGGUAGUAGAGGAAGAGGAAUUUGCCCAGUCUCCGACCGAGGUCAUUGAGAGAGUUGUGAAAAGCAGUACACUGAACGUUAAGAAUGAAGAAACUGUGUAUGAAGCCUUGUUAAAAUGGUACACCUUUGAUAAAUGUAAUAGGAAAGAAGUUCUUUGGAAGUGCUUUCUAGAUUUACGUCUGGGGUUCAUGAAGCUGACUUAUCUUUGCAACAAGAUUAAAUGUAAUCAGACUAUUGCCGAAUCCACUGAAUGUUUGAAGUACAUUGAGGAAACCAUACAUGGCCAUUCUGAUGAGGCUGGGAGUAGUGAGGAUUUUCUUUUUGACGGACCCAGAAUUGAGAGACGCUUAGGAAUGUUUGCCCGAGACAUAUUAAUUAUUACCGACAAAGGCUGGGCAGUGGAAGACAACCGAAAACUAGUUUGUCUUGAUCCCAGUUCGGCUGAGCACUGCAGUAUACCAUAUCCAGAUGAAAUGAAUGAGUGUGGUGCAAAAUUUGUGGUUACAUCCAAUAACGAUAUUUAUGCUGCUUCAAGCCAGUAUGAAGAUAGAAAGUUUUACCAAUAUAAUCAUAUUAGAAAAGUUUGGAUGGAGCGAGAACCUAUGUUGUCUGGCCGGGAGAAGUUUGGGUUUGUUUCAUGUAAUGGAUGCGUGUAUGCAUUAGGAGGAGAAAAUGAUUGGGAAAUAUUAACAAGCAUUGAAAAGUAUGAUCCACUGCUCGGCAGAUGGGAGUAUGUUGCUCCCAUGCCACGUGAAGCUAUGGAUAUGUCUGCUGCAAGUGUGGAAAAACACAUCUAUGUUUUCUCUGGAAGUCGCACAAUGAGUUAUAACACCGAGACUGACACUUGGAAUAUUAAUCUCCCGCCCAUGGUGUACCCGAGAUUUUCGAGUGGCAUUACUGUACAUAAUAAUGAAAUUUGGCUAGUCGGCGGUGAGGAUGACGACUCAAAGAAAGUACACGACGUAGAAGUUUAUAACCCUGAGAUAGGGGAAUGGUGGCAUGCUCUGGAACUGUUUUCACCAAUGAAAGAAUAUUACCCGGCUAGUUUGAAUAACAAACUUUAUGUGUGUGUUCUGUCUCCUGGCUUCAAUGAUGGGUCCUCAGAAUCUGUAAUAGAAGGGAGGGAUGAUUUCAGUAUUCUUAAACGCUAUUAUUCCUCUAUUGUCUAUGUCGGCGAUUAUGGUUCAGAAGAUGAUGAAGAAGAAGUUGAAUACGAGGCUGUUAAGUGGUUCAGUCGGAAUACAGAUUGUUUAGCAGCAACGUAUGCUUUACGACCAGAAGCCUGCUUCUCUGCUCGUAUAUUCUUUGAAGCUGAGAAGGAUGAUUAA